Molecule: messenger RNA, 1997 nt
Organism: Populus trichocarpa (black cottonwood)
Lineage: Eukaryota; Viridiplantae; Streptophyta; Magnoliopsida; Malpighiales; Salicaceae
Product: protein PIN-LIKES 3
Exons: 12
Coding region: 527-1789 (420 amino acids)
Biological process (GO): endoplasmic reticulum to cytosol auxin transport
Cellular component (GO): membrane
Source: RefSeq, a predicted model, not a curated record
AAAUGAGUUGAGCAAUGGGGAGACAGUAUUUUCCCUCAAACCCAGCCUUCUCCCAUCACAAAAAUGAAACCAUUCUUGCCUUAACGGUGGCAUUUCAUUUAUUCAAGAGAAUCUGUGUGUUUCCUUUACGUAUCGUAGUUGAUCACUCACUCUUAAAUGCAUCUGUCUUAUCGUCGAUGUGAUAUCAUGGUGGAGAAACAUGAAAAUGUUUCCCAUUCCAUAAUAUGAUAUUUGUGGAGUUCUUGCACUGAUGGGAUGCCAAUCUUGUUUAGUCCUAUUAUUUUCUAUUUGACUUUACUUUUAUAUUCUCUGUGAGUGCUAAUAUACCAUUCCAUAUUCGUGUUUGAUUGUCUACUCUAUUUUAGUGUUAUUCUGAUGAAGAUGACAGCCUCUCCAUUUUCAUCACUCCAUUUUUUUAAAUUAUUUUUUGAAGAUUUAAUACACUAGUUUGUGGCCUCUAGCUGCUCAAAAGCAUCCUGUUCAUCUGGUGUGGGAACGACUCUAAGAGCUACUUUUAUAAGCUUCUAUGGACAUUUGGAAACUGUUCUUUGUUGCACUUAUGCCAGUUUUGAAGGUGCUCCUGCUCACUGCUGUUGGCGUAUUUCUUGCAAUUGAGCGCGUGGGAAUUUUGGGGGCAGAUGCACGAAAUCAUUUGAACAAUCUUGUGUUUUAUGUCCUGAGUCCAGCACUUGUUGGGAGCAGCUUGGCAAAAUUCGUAACAUUAAGAAGCUUGCUUGAGCUGUGGUUCAUGCCGCUAAAUGUUCUCAUCACCUUUAUCAUUGGCUCAGUGCUUGGAUGGUUGCUUAUAAAAAUUACCAAAGCUCCUAAACGUAUGCGGGGCAUGAUCUUGGGAUCCUGUGCUGGAGGAAAUCUGGGCGCCAUUCCUCUCAUACUGAUCCCAGCUGUCUGCAAGGAAAAAGGAAGUCCAUUUGGAGAUUCUAAUUCCUGUAACACGCGCGGUCUGGCAUAUGCUUCGCUCUCUAUGGCUAUUGGUAGCAUCUAUCUGUGGUCAUAUGUAUACCAUAUUGUGCGUGUAUAUUCAUCAAGUAAGGAUUCUGAUGAACCCAAACUGGAUGAAUUGCCGGAGGGUACGGAGUCUGCUGGAGAAACAACAGAAAACCUUCCAAAAUGCCGCACAGGGCCCCUCCUCCCUUUAAAAGAGCCCUCGCUUGAAGAGGGUCAUAUGGAGCGCUUGGAGCUUGAUUGUGUAGUGCCACAGGAGAAGGCCAAGGAGCCAUUUCCGAGUAACGUUAAGCAGGGCUUUCAGAAGGUUAUAAAGAAACUCAACUUGAGGAGAUUGUUUUCGCCUAUAAUUAACGGAGCGAUUGUUGGAUUUAUUAUUGGUGUCGUCCCCACGUUCCAAAAAGCCUUUAUUGGUGACAAUGCCCCUCUUCAUGUGUUGGAAGACUCUGCGUACUUUCUCGGGGAGGCAGCCAUUCCAUCUGUCACUUUGAUCAUGGGAGCAAAUCUUCUGGAGGGUUUGAAAGGGUCAAAGGUGCCACUCAUGGUGAUUAUCGGUAUAGUAGCAGUCCGGUAUAUUAUCUUGCCGAUUUCGGGAGCUCUUAUCAUUAAAUAUGCAAUCCGUUUUGGCUUGUUGCACUCUGACCCACUGUAUCAGUUUGUUCUUCUGCUUCAAUUUGCACUUCCUCCAGCAAUCGGCAUAGGUACGAUGACCCAGUUGUUUGGAGCUGGCCAAACCGAAUGCUCUGUGAUCAUGCUAUACACCUAUUCCUUGGCCACCAUUUCACUAACACUUUGGUCAGCAUUCUUCAUCUGGUUUGUCAGAUAAUUGCCACCUGCCUCUUUGAUCUCUUUCGACGUGAUGAUCAGUCAAUGCAUUAUCAGUUAGCUUGCUUCAUUAGUUUUCUGCAAAUACGCACGUAAAUAAAGAGAUUACGCACUGUAUCUCAAGGUUUUGAAACACGACAAUAUCAAAAUUUGCUGCAAGUAUAUUAUACAAAUGCAAUAAGAAAAACAAAUCCUUGUACUUUUACUUA